AUGGUUGGUAAUGAGACCAAUAAGCCUAAUAAUGAAGUACAUGUAGAGAAGGGCCAAGAUUUAAAGGAUAUAAACAAAAUAAACUCUCUUAAAUUACAAAAGGAUGAGAAUAAACAAGUAGCUCAUUAUACCAAAGAUGAAUCAGCCCCUGUAGAACGGGUUAAGUUUGAAGGUCUAGGUGACGGUGAUGAUAGUGUAUUUUCUGAAGAUUCAGAUGUUGAUAAAUUACCUCCAAUUCCUGAUGGUGGAUGGGGAUGGGUGGUUGUUUUUGCUGCAUUUCUGACUUCAGCUUGUGCAGAUGGCUUGGCUUACUCUUUUGGUAUUUUACAUGAGGAAUUCACGAACUACUUUAACGAAUCACAGUCAAAAACUUCAUUAAUUGGAAGCUUAUUUAUAUCAAUACCGCUGAUUUCUGGACCUGUAAUGAGUGCAUUAGUGGACAGAUACGGUUGCAGAUACAUGACAAUGAUGGCAGGGUUUUUAUCUACAAUAGGUUUUAUUUUGGCUGCUUUUAGCAAUUCUGUAGAAUUAUUAUGUGUGACUUUGGGUAUUAUAAGUGGUUUGGCGAUGGGCAUAUUUUAUGUAACGUCAGUAGUAGCUGUCGCAUUUUGGUUUGAUAAGAGAAGAACACUUGCAGUAUCUAUAGCAUCAUGUGGAAUUGGGUUUGGAACUUUGAUAUACUCACCAUUAACGAAUUUUUUGAUACAAUUGUAUGAUUGGAGGAACACUCUAGUUUUACUAGCUGGUACGGUGUUAAAUAUGUGUGUGUGUGGAGCAUUGAUGCGAGAUCCUGACUGGGUUAUUAUCAAGGAACGAAAAGAAAAGAAAGAGAGCAAAAAAGAGACUAGGUCGAGAAAAUCCUCAAGUGCUGGUUCUAUCUCAUUAAAAUCCGCUGGGGGUGAAUCGGCGUACUUGAGCACAGAUGAACUAAAUGAAUUGUUAAAAAGUGGAAAGAAUCCUGAAUAUAUAUUAGCGAUGUUAGCAACAACAUUAGCAGAAGCUGAGCAACUGGAAGCGACCACGCAAAUGAACGCUACACAAUCGUGUAAAAGGGUUCAUUCAGAUAUACAUUUGCCUACAUUUAUUCAAAAAGGCGAACAGGUUCCGACCGAAGUUAUAGAAAAAUUGAUGACUAACAAAAGACUAUACAAUAUAAUCUUGCAAAACUAUCCAGAUUUCUUGACAAGACGACGGUCUGAAGUGAAUUUGCACGUAGAGCCAUCGAUAGCUAAUACACUAGCCGAGCCUACCCCAAUGAAGCUGACUGUCAUGGCCAAAAAACCAAAACCAACAGAGACUGAGCAAGCAAAACCAAAUCAAACUGAAAAUGUAAAAGAUAAUAAAGAAGUACCAAAGAUUGUGCCAAUUUUAAACGGCGCGGACAAGCAAGAGAAAUCUACAAUCAAUAAGAAUUCAGUGUUAAAGCCACCUCAACCAGGUUGGCUUUCUAGACAAAUACAUACUGAUCACCAUUACUUACGAGAUAUGCAACUGUACAAGAGCACAAUAAUGCAUCGAGGUGCGAUGAUGAAUAUUCCAAGGUACAAGCUAAGGGCUUCAUCGUUGCCAGAUAUCUACAGGAACUCUACGUGGUCGAUAUGGUCGGGCUCAGAUAACGAAAAAAAAUGGUACGAUCGUGUCAUCCAAGGAUUGAAGUCCACCUUCGAUUUCAAAAUGUUCACUGAAUUCCACUUUCUAAUGUUCAACCUGGCCUCUCUCAUACUUGCUGUGUGGGCGAUCAUCCCUUACUUCUUCCUAAAGUCUUACAUGACCACUGUGAACAUGGAAGGUGGAGCAACCAUGAUCAGUAUUGUGGGUAUUGCGAGUGGAGUUGGAAUAGUAGCCUUAGGCUGGGCAGGGGAUCAACCCUGGAUGAAUGUAACUAAAGUCUACGCAAUCUGCCUUUUCAUCUGUGGAUUAUCAAUCGCAGCGUAUCCUCUCAUCAUUACCAACUAUUGGGCACUUUCUGUCAAUUCCGCUAUCUUUGGUCUCUCUUAUGCCAGCUCUUACUCUUAUACUCCAGCCAUUUUGAUAAAAUUAGUCCCAAUAGAUUACUUUACAUUGGGAUAUGGAUUGAUAUUAUUAAGUCAGGGUAUUGGACACCUCGUUGGUCCUCCUCUUGGAGGUCUCCUAUUCGAUAUAACUCUUAAUUGGGACCUAACGUUUUACGUCGGCGGUGUGUGGGUGAUACUUGCGGGUGUGUUCAUCGGCAUUAUACCGUAUACAGCGAAUAUGCGUAUGUGUGGGUCGGCGCCAUUGCUGAAUGAAGUCGAAGAGGCGCAGAGUAAAUAUUCGAUGAAUGCU
Molecule: messenger RNA, 2304 nt
Organism: Brenthis ino (lesser marbled fritillary)
Lineage: Eukaryota; Metazoa; Arthropoda; Insecta; Lepidoptera; Nymphalidae
Source: the annotation of a GenBank genome assembly